This is a messenger RNA of Cylicocyclus nassatus, 1982 nucleotides long. NCBI's taxonomy places the organism in Eukaryota, Metazoa, Nematoda, Chromadorea, Rhabditida, Strongylidae. The record is from the annotation of a GenBank genome assembly.
AUGUAUAACGGAUCACAGACAAGUCAAGCGAAUGCGUCAUCCAGGUCUGACGAAAUAGAAGAGACGCCAAACGUUUUACGACGUUCUUUGCAGCAGCAACAAGUCAGACCUUCAUCGUUUGCAGGAUUUGCCCAAGAAGCUACAGUCAUGUCUCGACAAGAGCGUUCUAUGUCUUCAUCGGAGCCACUCUCGCCUGAUCUCAUCGCAUUUCUGCGCGAGUCUAUGGAGAAAGAUCUCAAGUUUGACCCUCCAUACGUGUUCGUUGUCUUCGGUGCAUCAGGAGAUCUCGCCAAGAAGAAGAUCUAUCCAACUCUAUGGUGGCUGUACCGCGACUCUCUUCUCCCAAACAAUAUCACUAUUGUUGGCUACGCUCGAUCAGAUCUCACAAUGGAGAAAGUGAGAGAAACAUUUGAGAAGGCUUGCAAGGUGCGACUGAAUGAGCGUGAAAAGUUCGAGGAAUUCAUUGGCAAAUGCGCCUAUAUGCAAGGAGGAUACGACAAACCGGAAGGGUUCAAACAGUUAGGCGCAUUUGUGGAUGAGAUACAAAAGAAGAGCAACAAUCAGCCGGUAAAUCGUCUUUACUAUCUCGCAGUUCCCCCCACUGUGUUUGAGCCCAUUACGGCUGAGCUGAAAGAGCACUGUAUGGAUCAUGGAGAUUCGUGGACUCGUGUGAUUAUCGAAAAACCAUUUGGUCAUGACCUGGAAUCAUCUACGAAGCUAUCCAAACAUGUUUCAAAACUUUUUAAAGAGGAUCAAGUGUACAGGAUAGAUCAUUACCUUGGUAAAGAAAUGGUCCAAAAUCUAAUGGUGUUAAGAUUUGGCAACCGAUUUUUUGGAGCAUCGUGGAACAGAGAUAAUAUCGCAUCAGUAACCAUUUCAUUCAAAGAAAAUUUUGGCACAGGAGGAAGAGCUGGUUAUUUUGAGAAAGCCGGAAUAAUAAGAGAUGUAAUGCAAAACCAUCUUAUGCAGAUGUUCACUCUCGUUGCCAUGGAAAAGCCUGCCAGUUUGAAUGCCGAAGAUAUCAGAGAUGAAAAGGUGAAAGUCUUGAAAGCAGUCAAACCGAUCGAAUUGAGUGACAUGGUGCUUGGUCAGUAUGUGGCCGAUUCCGAGAGUGAUCAUCCUGAGGCUUCCACUGGAUACAAGGAUGAUGAGUCUGUCCCGGACGAUUCCAUUACCCCAACGUACGCCUUGGCUGUACUUCAUGUGCAGAACGAACGUUGGGAAGGAGUUCCUUUCUUUUUACGCUGUGGAAAAGGUUUGAAUGAGACUAAAACGGAGGUUCGUGUACAGUUCAAAGAAGUGAGUGGCGACAUAUACCCUCCCGGUGUUUUGAAGAGAAGUGAACUUGUAAUGCGCGUCCAACCCAACGAAGCUGUCUACCUCAAACUUAUGACAAAGAAGCCUGGCAUGGGUUUUGAUGUUGAAGAAUCAGAACUCGACCUUACUUAUAAUGCGCGUUAUAAGAAUAUUCGCCUGCCUGAUGCCUACGAACGUCUGUUUUUGGAGGUUUUCAUGGGAUCUCAAAUAGAUUUUGUCCGAACUGAUGAACUUGAAUACGCUUGGAGUAUAUUCACUCCUGCAUUGAAGGAGAUAGAAGAAAAACGUGUUAAGCCGAUCGAAUACAAGUUCGGAAGCCGCGGUCCGAAAGAGGCGGACGAAUUGAUGCAGUCUUAUGGAUACGUCUUUACCGGAACUUACAAAUGGGUAGCGCCGAAUAAGCUGUGAUUCGCGUGUAAUUGCAUAGCUGUGUAACAAUAAGUCCAUUUCAUAGUUUUAGCACCAGUUUGAUGAUUUCGUACAGCAAAGGCUACACGACCACUCAUCAUCUCAUUUAUGAUUUCUAAUUCUUCAUGGAGCUUACACUUUUAUAUUCUGAUGACCCUCGUAAUAAUAAGAAUAUAUAGAUGAAAAUUGGUUUGAAGCAGAAAUUUUCUUGUAAUAAUGUAAAGUUUUUAUGGAGGAAAUAAACUACUGAUUCUGUC